Dermacentor silvarum is the source of this 1243-nucleotide messenger RNA. RefSeq lists its product as uncharacterized. Bases 121 to 1176 code for a protein of 351 amino acids. The record is from RefSeq and is a predicted model, not a curated record. The transcript has 6 exons. Gene Ontology annotation, molecular function: protein binding. Lineage: Eukaryota; Metazoa; Arthropoda; Arachnida; Ixodida; Ixodidae.
GUGAGAGGCGACGAGUUGAUGCCAGACCGGCCCUUGCCGUGGCGAGGCCGUCCGAAGCGUUGGGGCUCCGCAGGUGUACACCGAUUACUGGGAGUAGCCCGCUGACCGACGGCGGCCGUCAUGAGCACCGGGACCAUCGGCUACUGCGAGCACCUGGUAGAGCAGGUGCUACGCUACGUGCCCGUGCGGGAUUUGUUCAGCUGCAGCCAGGUCAACACCCUGUGGCAGCGACUCAGCCUGGCACUGCUGCGAACCAAGCUCAAGUGGGUCCUCUGCAUCGCCCCCCGGAAGGAAGAGGACGAGACGUGGUGUCUGCGAAGCUACUGCUCGCAGUUGCGCCGUUUCUCCGCCAUCGCCCGGGAGGCAGGCAAAAAAGCCACGCUCAACUUCCUGCUCAUCUCGAUCAACCACGACGACGAACGCAACGUGCUGAACAAAGCCCGUCAGUCGCUUCCACAAGACUGUUUGACGGUGCUAUUCAAGUCACAGCGGGACAGGACGCUCAAUUUUGAGGAGAGCUGCAAGGGGCUCAAUGGCGUCCUCGUCUUUGAUUCCGCCGUCAGAAAUCCACGGCCUUCAUUAAGGGGGAGACGAAACAAAUGCGCAACGAAGUUCGCCUCGUCUGAGUCCGACACUGGCAGUCUGAGUCGGGUCUCUAAGUUCCUGCGGCGGUGGGUGUUGGGUGAUCGGGGCAACACUCUCGUCGCGUGCUUCAAGAAUACAUCCCCCGGCGUGCUCACCUUCCAGUCGAAGCUCAGCGUGCCUCUAGACGACACUGGUCGCAUAACGACUUACUACGUCGAGAAGACUACGGGCCACAAGCUACAGGUUACAACUGCUGCGCUCCUGGCGAGAAUGAAACGUCGAAGUCUUGAGUGCAUCCUCAGCUUGAGAGACGCCUUCAAGAACGUCGGCAACACGAUCGUGGUGGUGUUCCAGACAGAACCUAUGGACAUGUUCGUGAUGGAGCACAUACGGUGCGUGUUCCACGACGUAGCGGUCAUCAGCCUAGGUGGAGAAGCGGUGGAGGAGGUGCGCUCCAUCGCUUCGGACGGCACCGCUACUCCCCCCGGCCGCGGGAGGGUCACCGUUAUGUUGCUGAGGCUGCUGCCGGCGCUCACCGACAAGAGCACGAGGAAGAAGGCCUCCAAGAUUAAGUCCCGGGCAUCGGUCUAAUAUUGUCUACAACGUGUAUCCCGAACUUUCCCACAUGCCACACGCGAGUUGUCUCCUUUUCGGUCAG